This is a messenger RNA of Lathyrus oleraceus (garden pea), 438 nucleotides long. RefSeq lists its product as uncharacterized. Bases 1 to 438 code for a protein of 145 amino acids. The transcript has a single exon. Lineage: Eukaryota; Viridiplantae; Streptophyta; Magnoliopsida; Fabales; Fabaceae. The record is from RefSeq and is a predicted model, not a curated record.
AUGGACCUUGAUAGUAGUGUCGUUAUUCAAAACAUGGUGAUCCCUAAGCUCAAAGAUCUAGGAAGUUUCUCUAUCCCUUGUCAUAUAAGUACCAUGAACUUUGAUAGAUUUCUAUGUGAUUUAGGAGCUAGUGUUAGCCUAAUACCUUUGUCGGUGUGUAAGAAGUUGGAUAUAGAGGACAUGAAACCUACCAACGUGUCUUUGAAACUUGCCGAUAGAUCAUUCGAGUAUCCUAUAGUUUUGCUAGAAGAUGUCAUGGUGAGAGUGGGAGAGUGUUAUGUUUCGGUGGAAUUUGUGAUAAUGGACAUCAGUGAAUAUUUUCAAAUACCUAUAAUUUUAGGAAGGCCUUUCUUAGCUACGGCAGGGGCCAUCAUAGAUUUCAAGAGAGGGAAGUUGACCUUUGAUGUAGGUGAUGGGAAAAUUAAAUUCAUUUUAUAA